This is a messenger RNA of Sphaeramia orbicularis (orbiculate cardinalfish), 3932 nucleotides long. RefSeq names its product tetratricopeptide repeat domain 39A (gene ttc39a). The transcript is spliced from 21 exons. Bases 183 to 2039 code for a protein of 618 amino acids. Lineage: Eukaryota; Metazoa; Chordata; Actinopteri; Kurtiformes; Apogonidae. Gene Ontology annotation, molecular function: protein binding. The record is from RefSeq and is a predicted model, not a curated record.
UGAUGAGUUCAACACACCUUUAUACGUCCGGAAGCAGGAAGACUUACAGCGGCGGCUCUGCCUGGGUUCGUGUCUUCGUUCUUGUGUGUUGAGGACCGUCCAUGUCAGCGGCGUAAACCGGCCCUGUCUGUCUGGAGUACCGAGCUUCUCACCGGGCGGCAGAGGAGACCCUACCGGGGGGGAUGAAUUUUAUCACCAACUGGAGACGAAGCGUGAAGAGAAAAGACACCAAAGAGGAUGGCGCUCAGGAGGAAGACGUCCCUGACAGUCCAGACUCCCCAAGCCAGUGGUCAGACAUGAACAGUCCAGAACUGGAUCCCAUUAUCACUGACUUCAGGUUACAGUUACCUGAUAACAAAGAUGCUCUGGGAUCAACAAAUCCAACUAAUGGGUGCUCCCGAUCAGAUCUGUCGUUGGCUCUCGAGGACUGUAUGGCAGCUCUGGAUCUGUUCCUCAGGAAUGACUUUGAAGAGGCGCAGGCCCGUCUCAGAUCCAGAACCAAAGACAGCAUGUACCACGCUCUGACCUAUGCCACUAUCCUAGAAAUGCAGGCCAUGAUGACCUUUGACCCCCAGCACAUUCUAGUUGCGGGAAACACCAUGAAGGAGGCCCAGGCAAUCUGUCAGAGGCAUCGUAAGAAGUCAAGCUUUUCCAAAAAUUUCACAGAAGAGGAGCUUCAUGCUGAAGUCUGUUAUGCCGAGUGUCUCCUGCAGAGGGCAGCGCUCACCUUCCUUCAGGAUGAAAACAUGAUUAGUUUCAUCAAAGGGGGGAUCAAAGUGAGGAACAGCUACCAGACUUAUAAAGAGCUUCACACAGUCCUUCAGUCCACCGGGUACACUCACGGCGACAACCACGGCCAUUUUGAAGGUGGCGUUAAACUGGGAGUCGGAGCCUUUAAUUUAAUGAUUUCUAUGUUGCCCACACGGACGCUCAAACUUCUGGAGUUUGUUGGCUUCUCUGGUAAUAAGGAGUUCGGUCUGCAGCAGCUUCAGGAGGGCUCUGCAGAAAGCACCUUCAGGUCCUUCCUGUGUAACAUGCUGCUGCUCUGUUAUCACACCUUUAUGAGCUUCAUAUUAGGAACUGGAGAAGGAGACGUUGACGAUGCAGAAAAACUGCUGCAGCCAUACCUCAAAAAAUAUCCUAAGGGAUCCAUUUUCUUGUUCUUUGCUGGUCGAAUAGAGGAGAUUAAAGGCAACCUGGAUGCUGCUAUUAAGCGUUUUGAGGAGUGCUGCGAAGCCCAGCAGCAGUGGAAACAGUUCCACCAUAUGUGCUACUGGGAGCUAAUGUGGUGCUUCACAUACAAGAGACACUGGAAGAUGGCCUACUUCUAUGCCGACCUGCUCAGCAAGGAGAACUGCUGGUCCAAGGCUACCUAUGCAUAUAUGAAAGCCGCCUACCUCAGCAUGCUGACUAAGGAUGAUUGCCUAACCUUCGGAGAGACUGCGCUCACUCUGUUCAGGCAGGUCCCAGGGCUGAAGCAAAAAAUAGCCGGUAAAUCUUUACCAACAGAGAAGUUUGCCAUCAGGAAAGCCCGUCGCUACCUCGCAGAAAACCCUAUUUGUCUUCCUGCUCCUCCACUGGAGAUGAUGUACAUCUGGAAUGGUUACACGGUCAUCGGUAAACACAAAGACCUGACUGAAGGCAUGCUGAAAACACUGGAUGACGCACAGGCUAAACUCGAGAGCAGCCCAAGGACUGAGUUCUCCAUAGAUGAUCAGUGUCUGCUGAGUCUUCUCAAAGGCCUGUGUCUCAAACACCUGGGGCAUCAGGAGGAGGCUGAACACUAUUUCACCCUUGUCCUCUGCAAUGAAACCCAAAUCAAGUUCGACCACUACCUGGUUCCUAAUGCCCUGCUGGAGCAUGGCCUACUGUGUCUGGAACAGGGUAGAAAUGAUGAAGCCAUCAAACUCCUUGAAGCAGCUAAACAAAAUUACAAAAACUACUCCAUGGAGUCACGGACACACUUCCGCAUUCAGGCUGCUUUGCACAAGGCUAAGGGCAAUGGGGAGAAUGGGAUCCACACCCCCACCAGCCCAUAACAGACACAGGAGGGCACACUAGAGCAACACACAGCGUCCUGAUAUCCCCCAGUCCAGCUCGCCUGGCCUGGCUCAGCUCUGCCUGGCCCAGCUCAGCUUGGCCUGGCCCGGCUCAGCUCGGCCUGGCUCAGCUCAGCUUAACUUAGCUUAGCUCAGAUCAGAUCAGUCCAGCCAGAGUGGCCAGAGUUUGGGGCAUCUGUAUAUUUCAUUGGGAGGUCAGGGGAAGAGAAAUCCUCAUUUUUCUCAUGUGUGCCACACUUUUGGGACGAAAACAGCUCCAUUUAGCCCUGAUGGAUUUACACAGGAUAUCACACCCUCUUCUAAGAAUAAAUUAUGAUGAACUUCACUUCCUCAUGUGCUUUGACAUAGAGGCAAGGUAAAUAUUGUGCCUAUAUUUUGGAGCAGGUUAGUUUGUCUAGUGCUGUGGCCACCUAUGAAGGGUGCACAAGGGUACAAAAUAAGGUCAGAUUUAUUCAAAGUUUGUCUUCAAAAAUGUACUCUGUGCAGGGUAGUGGACAUGGACCUGAUGAUGCCAAUAUACAAAACAGUCCCUAUAAAUUACUGACAUAAACUUCACCCGACCAGCAAACACAUCUACCUAGUUCCUUUAAAGCAUCUUUUUUCUUCAAACUAAGAUUAUUACAUGACUUGAGCUGAUGGAAGACAACACUCACACAACACUCAACACAUGUGUUGACAUAGUUUACAUACAAGACACCAGGUAUGUGAUUCUUCAUGCAACUUACCAUAUUUUUACACUACAUAACCUAUUGUUCGUAGUGUUUAUCUGAGGGUUUUUUUUUUGUUUCAUUAUAAUUUUUUUCAUUUCCUUGAAACAACAUGUAGAGACUCAAUGAAACUAUAUAGACUGCUUUUCUUACAACCACCUUCUGAAGAAAUGAUCAUACCUGUGCAAUCCUGUUGUACUUCACACUGUUUAACAGAGCUUUGUAUAUGAGCCUUCCACACAAACUCUUCAGUCACAAUUGACUUAACAGUGAGAGUUGUUCUUUACGUAAAUACUGUAUACUGUAAAUGGCACCUUUUACACAAAUUGUCCUGUUUUAAGGGGACAGAUGAAUGUGUCUUUCAGAAAGGCAGACUCCCUCCUUUUCUCCUCCUGGUGUGUGUGGGAUAGGCUCCAACAGUACUUGAGCUUGAACAAACAGGCCAUUGACGGCAUGCAGCAAAAGACUGCCUGCUGCAUCUUUAGUGAAUGAAGAAGCUUCGAACGACAACCACCAGAGUCUCCCCUGCUUUGUGAUCCGCUGCUGCUGCUCUGUAUUUUGCCAUGCUUGACUAGAACCACCUAUAAAAGAACUUCAGUGUCAUAACCGCAGUCUUUUUGGUCAAGUAAUAUUUAUCUGUAAAAAUGACCAAGUAUUUGUAAUGAUUGAAAUAUUAAGACUUAAAGGGGUCAGCUCUACUUACGUUGGUGGUUAGGUUGUGUGAAGUGUCCCAGCAGGAGUGUCCAAAGCUGAGAAACUCACAUGGUGUCUCAAGUGCUCUAAUUAGAGCACUGCUGAUUUAUUGAUGAUUAGACUAAGGAUCGUGAACCAAGACCAUGACUAGUCCAUUUAAAGUUUGUUUUUUCCCCUAAUGGCCUAAAAAAUAUAUAUUCCUGAUAUUGUUCUAACAGCAGUCACUGAAAUAUUUUUUUAAAAAUUUGAUUUUAUUUCCUGGUACGUAAUUAAAAAUCCCUUUUCUUUUAAAUUUCCCUUUGCUUGUACUGAUAUUCUGUAGCUUUAAGGAAUUCUAACCAAAUGUGGCAUUGUGUGAUUACAAUCAACAGAUUUUCCUGGGGGACAGCUACCACUGAGCAGAAUGACAUUUCUGUACAUAUUGAAUGUUUCUACUGUAAUUUAAGAUGAAGAGAAGCAACUUCAAAAAUCU